AUGACUAUUUCAUCACUUGUAUCAAGACCGAUAAUUCGUACUAAACUGGUACUAAAUAUGCAGAUAAACAUCAGCAGUACUCCGGAGAUAUUAACGACACAGGAAGCUCUGUCGGGAAUUUUUGGCAGCAUCAGCCUGGCGACAUGGAUCUUUUUGCUGGUUCCACAGCUAGUCCUUAACUAUCGAACUUCAAGUGCUGAUGGCAUAUCUCUUGGCUUCUUGGCUGUGUGGCUGAUUGGUGAUAUAGCCAAUCUUUCAGGUGCAGUUUGGGCGUCACUUGUACCAACCGUCAUCGUUUUGGCUUGCUACUACAUUGCGACAAAUUUAAUUCUUAUCUCUCAAACAAUUUAUUACCAAAGAUUCCGAGCCAAAGGCAGUAAGCUGUCUGCUUCGGCUUUUCCCGAUUCGGCAGCUGAAGAAGCUCCACUGCUCGCACAAACUCCUAUUACAGACCCAAUCGUCCUUGUUGGCCAUCAAAAAUGUAAUUCUUUCUGGGCAGCUCUCUACAAUAGUCUUGCUAUCCUCUCUGUCACUGCCACUGGCAUCAUUGGCUGGUCCAUUGCUUACUAUCUCGAGAUCUGGGUCCCCUCCCCUCUUCCCGAAGAGACCCUUUCCUUCACCGAAACGUCGUCUGCCCCAAUUGGCGCUGAGAUUCUAGGAUACAUUAGCUCUAUCUUCUAUCUAAGCGCGCGCCUCCCUCAGAUAAUCAAAAAUUAUCGCAACAAGUCCUGUGAUGGUCUUGCACUUCUAUUUUUUCUGCUUAGUCUUUUUGGAAAUGCUACAUAUGGUCUAAGCAUCCUGAGUCAUUCACUACAAAAGAAUUAUCUCAUAAUCAACCUACCAUGGUUAAUUGGAAGUCUAGGAACCAUGUUUGAGGAUUCUAUAAUCUUCUACCAGUUUCACAUCUACACCAAACCGAAGCGAACGAUCCCUAGUUCUGGUCCAGCUCCUUCAGAUACUUAA
Molecule: messenger RNA, 963 nt
Organism: Blumeria graminis f. sp. triticale
Lineage: Eukaryota; Fungi; Ascomycota; Leotiomycetes; Helotiales; Erysiphaceae
Source: the annotation of a GenBank genome assembly